CUUCAAUCCCACGUUUACCGGUGGACGCAUCCAACUUCAUCUCCGCCAUAUCAAUCAACGACCUCUCAAUAAACAAACUAUUCCUAGUAUCGUUAAAGAUGGAAACCGACGGACAGCCAGUGUUCCGGCGACAUGACAUUCUCUCCAUCAAUCGGUACAACUGGCAGACCCUCCGCUCCCAACCCCUCCGAGAGCUCUCCGGAGCGUUAGGAGAUUUGGGGACUUUGCUACCCCUGAUGACUGCUCUCACAAUGAAUCAUUCAAUAUCUCUCCCCACGACCCUCGUCUUCACCGGCCUCGCCAACAUCGCAACCGGAGUCCUAUUCGGCGUCCCGUUACCCGUUCAACCCAUGAAGGCGAUCGCUGCCAUCGCCAUAUCAAACCGCUUCUCGAAAGCCGAGACCACCGCCUCGGGCCUAAUCGUCUCGGCUGUCGUUGGGCUACUGAGCAUUACGGGACUCCUUACCUGGUUUGCUCGAGUCGUGCCGAUUCCGAUUGUCAAAGGCAUUCAAAUGGGCGCCGGACUACGGCUCGUGAUCGCAGCUGGGUCGUCCCUUCUGAAGUCCCUGGGAUGGAUCCAUCCUUCGUUGACCGACAACCUAAUCUGGGUGAUUGCAGCUUUCAUUUUUCUGAUCAUAUCAUCGAUGAUGGUGCGUAUCCCAUAUGCACUGAUUCUAUUCAUUGUCGGCCUCAUAAUUGCUUUCUUGCAUCUCACCCUUCCUCCGGACGGCGAUUAUGGUUUUCAUAUCUGGCAUCCUCAUGUACAUGCAAGCUUUGAGAAGGAGACUGUGUUGACUGGGUUCUACUCUGCUCUUGCCCAGCUGCCGUUGACGGUGCUGAACUCCAUCAUUGCGACCGCUCAUCUGAGCUCCCAUCUCCUCCCCUCGAUCCCAGCCCCAAGUGUGCAUGAGAUCGGCAUCUCCAUCGCAGUCCUCAAUUUGAUAUCCUGUCCCUUUGGCGGAAUGCCCGCUUGUCAUGGCUCAGGCGGGCUUGCUGGUCAGCAUCGAUUCGGCGCUCGAUCCGGCGCCAGCGUCAUUGUUCUCGGUCUAUUAAAGCUUGUUCUCGGCUUGUUUGUGGGCGAGGGCCUGGUUGACUUGUUGCAAACGUUCCCGAAAGGCCUCCUCGGAAUCAUGGUCAUCGUUGCUGGCAUCGAGCUAGCGAAAGUCGCCGCGAGCUUGAACGAGGGGAUGUCGGAUAACUGGCAGGUCGACCAGGCGAGCGGUCGUACAGGACUGGGUGAGUCCCGGAAAGCGGCUGAAUACACUGGAUCUGAGCGGAUGGAGCGGUGGAAUGUGAUGCUUGCCACCGUCGCGGGUAUGCUCGCCUUUGGCAACGAUGCCGUGGGGUUCGCCGCGGGUGUUCUCUGGCAUCUGGGCUUGAAAGGAAAAGUACGGUGGGAACGAUGGCAGCAGCAAAGAAACGCACCCAGCAUAGCGAUUCGACGACCAUCAUCACCUAUGGAUAGGAGAGGUGAAAGACAGAGUCUGCUUCAUUCAUCCACAUGAGCAGGUCAAGGCAUGUGAUGGUCACUAGAUCAAUUUCACGGAUCGACUCGCGUGCUAU
This is a messenger RNA of Eremomyces bilateralis CBS 781.70, 1563 nucleotides long. Its product is annotated as SulP family sulfate permease. The transcript has a single exon. Gene Ontology annotation, molecular function: molybdate ion transmembrane transporter activity. Gene Ontology annotation, biological process: molybdate ion transport. Bases 99 to 1505 code for a protein of 468 amino acids. The record is from RefSeq and is a predicted model, not a curated record. Lineage: Eukaryota; Fungi; Ascomycota; Dothideomycetes; Eremomycetales; Eremomycetaceae.